Molecule: messenger RNA, 4699 nt
Organism: Nematolebias whitei (Rio pearlfish)
Lineage: Eukaryota; Metazoa; Chordata; Actinopteri; Cyprinodontiformes; Rivulidae
Gene: slc6a1b
Product: solute carrier family 6 member 1b
Exons: 15
Coding region: 547-2364 (605 amino acids)
Biological process (GO): sodium ion transmembrane transport; neurotransmitter transport
Cellular component (GO): cell surface; plasma membrane; axon
Molecular function (GO): gamma-aminobutyric acid:sodium:chloride symporter activity
Source: RefSeq, a predicted model, not a curated record
UGCCAUCUCAGUGGUGGAAAUGUUGGAGUUGGGGUGGGUCGACUUUGAGGUGACAUUGACGCCAUGUAGAUGAGAGUGAAAAAUCCACGCGCUCCAUGUUACGUCCCUGCUCGCUCCAAGUCAGGCGGCGGCAGCUCCGUUCCCCGUCUUCUCUCCCUUCCUCUCUUUCAGCACCACUCCUUUAAGGACAGCACCUCGCUCUCCGAGACGCACUUGUCCACCAUCGUCCCCCCUUUGAGGAUCAGCUUCCUGCUCCCUGCCGCCGGAUGCAAAAGUUUUCACCUUGGUUUUACUUACACCAGACUCAAAGGAAAUAACUUUUUUAUUUUUUUAAUCAUUUGGAUUCUCAACCUCCUGGGGGAACAAGCUGUCAAACCAGCUGAUUUUUUCAGUUGCCGCUCCUGAUCCUUCACGCGCACCGGCUGCUCUCUCAGCUCUUCUCUGGGGGGACCAGGGAAACGGGACGGACAAGCUGCGAUCCGCCUGGACCGGUGCUGAAACCACCACUUCUCCACUGGUCAGGACUAUCCGACCCAGAGUGUCACCAUGGCUACCAACGGGACCAAAGCCUCGGACGGACACGUCCAAACUGAGACAGUGAAUGACGCAGCCAGCACCACGCCAAAUGACAAACCCAAAACGUUGGUGGUGAAGGUGCAGAAGACAAAAAAGGAGAUACCCGAGAGGGAAACGUGGGUUGGGAAAUUUGACUUUCUUCUGUCUUGUGUGGGAUACGCAAUCGGACUCGGAAAUGUCUGGAGAUUUCCUUAUUUAUGUGGAAAGAACGGCGGAGGGGCCUUCUUGAUUCCCUACUUUUUGACGCUGGUAUUUGCUGGCAUGCCUCUGUUCUUUCUGGAGACGGCUCUGGGUCAGUACACCUCCAUUGGAGGACUUGGAGUGUGGAAACUGGCUCCGAUGUUCAAAGGUGUGGGUCUAGCUGCUGCCGUUUUGUCCUUUUGGCUCAAUAUCUACUACAUUGUAAUAAUUUGCUGGGCUAUUUACUAUCUGUACAACUCCUUCACUGCUGAGCUGCCAUGGCAGUCUUGUGGCAACGUCUGGAACACAGAUCGCUGCUACACCAACUACAGCAUCACAGACACCAAAAACCUAACCAGUGCUGUGGUGGAGUUCUGGGAGCGCAACAUGCACCAGCUGACCGAUGGUCUGGAGAAGCCUGGGGAGGUCAGGAUCCCACUGGCUAUCACCCUUUUCAUUGCAUGGGUGCUCGUCUAUUUCUGCAUCUGGAAGGGGGUCAGCUGGACUGGCAAAGUGGUGUACUUCUCAGCAACAUAUCCCUACUUCAUGCUCUUCAUCCUGUUUUGUCGGGGCGUCACUCUGCCUGGAGCUUUUGAUGGGAUUCUCUUCUACAUCACACCAGAUUUUGACAAAUUAAAACAAUCUGAGGUGUGGCUCGACGCUGCCACGCAGAUCUUCUUUUCUUACGGACUGGGAUUAGGCUCUCUCAUUGCUCUUGGCAGCUACAAUCCCUUCAAUAAUAAUGUCUACAGAGAUUCUAUCAUCGUCUGCUGCAUCAACUCCUUCACCAGUAUGUUUGCCGGCUUUGUCAUCUUUUCCAUUGUGGGAUUCAUGGCUCACGUAACAAAGAGACCAAUUGCUGAUGUGGCAGCUUCAGGACCUGGUCUGGCAUUUCUAGCAUAUCCUGAGGCCGUCACCCAGCUGCCUAUCUCUCCUUUGUGGGCAAUUCUCUUUUUCUCCAUGCUGCUGAUGCUGGGAAUCGACAGCCAGUUCUGCACUGUGGAAGGUUUCAUCACUGCGCUGGUUGAUGAAUUUCCUCGGGUCCUCCGAAAGCGUCGAGAGAUCUUCAUCGCUGUCGUCUGCCUUGUUUCUUAUAUAAUUGGCUUGUCUAACAUCACACAGGGUGGAUUGUACGUAUUUAAACUAUUUGACUACUACUCAGCAAGUGGGAUGUCUCUGCUUUUCCUUGUGUUCUUUGAGUGCAUCUCAAUUUCAUGGUUCUAUGGUGUGAACAAAUUCUACGACAACAUUGAGGAGAUGAUUGGUUACAGACCCUGUUUGUGGUGGAAGGCCUGCUGGGUUGUUUUCACUCCUCUCAUUGUGGCUGGCGUCUUUUUGUUCAGUGCAGUGCAGAUGGUCCCGCUCACCAUGGGCGAUUAUGUGUUCCCGGGCUGGGGACAGGGAGUCGGCUGGUGCAUGGCCCUAUCCUCCAUGGUCCUGAUCCCCGGCUACAUGGGCUACAUGUUCCUCACACUCAAAGGCACAUACAAAGAGCGUCUGCGGAUGAUGUUCAAACCCGUGGCGCUGGCGAAGACUCAAGAAAAUGGUCCGGAUCAGCAGCUAGAAAAUCAGAAUCAGAACCCAGCCAACGAGGAGGCCUACAUCUAAACUUAAAACUUGUUUCUGUGGUUCAACGGCAAGACCAGCGCUCCAUCGUAAUCAAGGUUGGGAACGACCACUAGACUUCUAUGUCUGCUUUUAUUCACCUACCUCCUGGGGACACGUGAAACCAACCUGAUUACAGUUAUUUUUAGGGGGUUUUCUGUUGUUUAUUUUUAUAAUACAGAGUUAUAAAAUGUGUGAAGGAAAAUACAAAUUACCCAGCAACGCUGUUGUUAUAUUAUAAAAUUGUAUUAUGCAAAAAAAAAUUUAAUUUUCUUGGGAAAGAAACCAUGACUUAUAGAAAACUAUUGUAUAUUAAAUAUGUACAAUUUAAAUCAGGAGGCUCAUGUUGAAUCAAUACUAUUAUUCAUGCAAGAAAUUAACAAAUACACUAAACCCCGAUUACUGUACAAAGAAAAUAUAAAUAAAAAUAUUCUGUUUUGCACGUUAAAUAAAUACAAUAAAUUAAAUGCUGUGUCGGAAGGAAAACAAAAGUUUAAAUUUAUGAAGAAAUGAUUUAUUAUCCACAUAUAUAAGGCCAAGACAAUAUGGGAAUGUGCAACAGGUAAGGCCAAAUCAGUGUAAACUAUAACUUGGUCAGACUAUCAGACCCUCGCAAAAUCCUUCACACCACCAGAAAUGUUUACCACCCACGUUGGGAGCAGCAUAGGAAAAGCACAAAAUAGAGUUUCUUCUUUUUGACGUGACUGAAACCUGUGACAGCAGCAAAAAUAACAAAUGAAGAAAAACUUAGCAAGAGACUGUUAUAACCGUUUGUUUUGUAAAGAACAAUUCCUUUUAUAGAGUCUGAAUCCUUUUUUUAUUACAGUCAUUUGUCGGUGAUUUUCUAUGUGUGAACAUGAGAGGGACCAAAUCACGCUCUAGCUUGAACAAUUUGUGCGGGAGUUUGACCUGCUGACUGCGUGCAGAUUGAAUAAAAGCACCCCUUUUUGAUGACGUAGAGCAAUAAUUUAGAAGAAAAAACACAUAAUCAGCCUACAAGCACAAGUUUACUCUGUGAACAAUUUUUAAUAAGAAAAAUCCCACAUUUCCACCCUCCAAUCAAAUGGGAAAUUUGAUUGUGGAAAGAAAGCACAUCGUUGCAUUGAUCCAGUGCUAAAUUGAAUUUAUUUUGUGAACUAAAACAGUGCAUAAUGCUGUGUCUGGUGUUUUGCAUUGGAGGAAGUAAAAUGGAUUUCCACUCUUAUUCUAACUGCACUUCUUUACUUACAUACUUGUUUAAUAACACACUCCUCAGGAACAAAGGUAGAUGUGACCAAAUUGUUCAAGACACCACCCUGAAACAUUCAAUUAAUAAAGACUGCAUUAAAAAAAAAUCUAACUAUUGACUUUCUAUCAUCCCCUUUAUGAAUUAAACACGCAGCAAAAGUCUUAGUAUAAACAUGCACAAAGCUGCAUUAAAACCUGAUCCAAAUUGUUGGUUCUUGCUGGUGUUUCAUCUGUUUGUGGCCUUUUAAAUAGAAAAUAUCACAUGUUUUGACUCUGUACCAAGUGCAGAUAUUCAUUAUGAAACUUGGAGCGAGGAACUUUGGUUCAAUCAGAAAUUAAAUCUGGCAAAUGAGCGUAACCACAACAGAACACAGUCGGAUGUUUAACAGAUCAACGUCACUGAAAAGAUCCCUUCUCAAGCGAGAAAUUAAAACCUAUCAUUUCACUGAUUCUGUACAAAACUGCAUGAUCGAAAUACAUGUAAACCAUAUGAAUAUGCUACGUUUGUGACAAACCGCAAGUAUCACAUAGAAGGGUCAAAAGAAUUAGCUUCAGUGGCAGCUACAUGCGACAGGAAUCAGGUUGAAUCAGUCCCGUUUUUUCUUUCAUCUACAUUUUUCUUUCAAAGAUAUGUGAAAUAAAAUGUGCAAUGACAAAAGCGUUCCAUGAGUUUUGUACAAAGUUACCAUUCUGCAGUUUCUCUCUUGAAUGAUGUUGUAAACUAGACUGUGUAAUACAUGUAUCUGUGAAUGUCCGUACAAGCCGAGUUUAUUUUUUCUUUUUAUUACGUCAAAAUGUUGAAUGAAAAAUGUGAUAUUAUUUGCUGUUUUCUGCAAUAAUACUAUCUCAGAAACUAAGUCACAUAUCUUUCUCUCUGCUGAAAAAAAAAAUGAUAAUAACAUAUUAGAAGUAAUAAUAUUAAAGAUUAUAUAUAAUAAUUUAUUAGAAAUGUCUAGUCAGAGAAUAUUGUUUUGUAUAUUUUUAGCUGUUACAUGGGCCUAAUGUAAAAUAUUCUAUGUAAAAAUAUAAUAAAUGUCUUUAGAUGGUGUUAUAUGAAAAAGCAUGAUUGCUAUAUAUGUUAUCUUCAAAAAUAAAGAUCUAUAGAUUAUAA